GAAGCGCAAUACUGACAGAGGAGAAAGAGAGAAAUGAAAAGAGAGGCCAGACCAGGCCGGAUCGAAAUCGGGCAGCAACGAACGAGAUAUCAAAAUUCUAAAGCCAUAGUGAGAGAGAAGCAUCAUCCGGAGUACAAUGUUAUUGCGCUCCUCGCCGUCAUCGCUGUCGUUUUCUGCGAAUUGUAUGUGAUAUUCAAAAUGUCUACCUUUGCGGAGGACUGAAAGAAUCGAAUCGAAACUUGCCUUCCAGCUCCCAGGUAGGAUUGGGCAAUCGACCGUGUUUGGAUAUAAUAUCGUCGUGAUGUCGCCGGCCAAGUGAUGUAAAAUUGUGUCAGCCGAAGCCUGUGUCUAUCAGUUUUUCAGUUUUGGAAUCAAAACCCGGAAUCGGGCAGAGCAGAGGAAUCGAAAUCGCUUCCGCCGCGUCCUACGCUUUCCACCGUCGUCGUCGUUGUCGUCGUUUUUGCGUGUGUUCAUUGAAUUUUUAAGUUUUUCAGUGUUUGAGCCCAAGUCCCUUGUUCCUACGGGGGGAGCUUGCUAAUCUAAGGCGUUUGUGCGAAGAACCAGUGAUAAUCUCUGUUUUUGUGGUGAAGAUUGUCAUGGAGAAGGGAACUAAUGCUCGGUGCCAAUAGAAGGGAAAAAGUGGCUGUGAAAAUGGAAGCCCUCAAAGGCAGAAGCUAUUUUUCACCGGAGAUUGCGUAAAAAAAACUUCCACUACUACGUGUGGAAGUGAUUUCCGAUUUGCAUUGGGAGGAAAACGUGCAUAUUUCUGAGAUUGUUGCAAAUGAUACAUAACAUAUUGAUAACAGCAUAAUCUGACUGUAAUCAGAUUCGACCGGAAAGUGUGCAUUAUCAGUGUCUACGGGAAGUUUUGUCGUGCUGGAAAAAUCGAAUUAGAAUCCACGGAUUCCCACGGGUGCUUCCGCAGUGGUCUGUAUGUAAAUAUCACUGAAGGGAAAACAAGACAAAAAAUCAAUAUUUACUAAUUUAUAACAAGAGAGAAACAUAAACCCGCAGAGAUGAAUAAAAAGCGCGGAGAGAUCGUGAGCAGACGGAUUGAGAGAUAAUACGAAACACGCAGGAAGAAUAAUGUGAAGAAGGGAAACAAAGCAAAGAAAGGCAAGAAAUCAAGAUAAGUAAUCUUCGGAACGUAUAAUAGAAGAGAAGUGAAUGCGACAAAAGUUCUGUGAUUUAUGAUAGUGAAAGCUCCAAACGCGAGUCAAUGCAGGUUGCGUGCAUACACACACAUAUACGAAAAAUUUUCCGAAUGAGGUCUCGGUUUUUGGCGAGGGGAGUGGAAAUUGAGUGAUCGCAAGCAAUAGUGAAAAGUGACAGCACGAGGCGUAUAUUUCUUCCAGGAUUUUGGAUUGGGUGCAUGUGAGGAUUCGGUCGAUUUUUUCGGUCGCUCGGCUAGAGUUUGUACGCGCCGCAGGCUACAGAAGAUUUCGCUGUUUGAGCGAACAGCAUUCCAAUACUCAAUAAGGAAGUCUAUUUGUGCAGUGAAAUACUCCUAGAGUCAACCGGAAGUUGACGGAUUAGUCUCCAAUUACACAUAGUAGUAUUUAUCGUACCAUUAUUGCAUUUUAGCUGUACCAUCCGUUAGGGAUUUUUUUACUUUUCUCUUCGAAUGCAAUAUAUAGUAGAAAGUGUGACUUUUCAAAUUAUCAUAAUUAUACGAAAAAAAUAUUUAUAAGCCAGAAGAAGCGGAAUCUCUGUAACUGCUUUUGCUUGUGAUUAGCCAAAAAAAAGUAGAGCUUGCACGUCAACAAAUCAAUCAACCAAAACCACGCGGUUUUGUCUUAUUCGAAGUAAAGUAUCAAUUCAAUCCGACUUUUUCUCCGCGUGCCAUUACACAAAUAUCAAAUCAAAUCAAACAUAAAGUGAGAAGAAAAACAGUGUUUGUGUGCAUCGGGUUAGAAGUGAAGUUUAUCGGGGUGAACUCGGAGUGAUCAUUAGCAGCUGGGGUAUAGGAUUUGCAUCCGGAAGCCCACUCACUUCCUCUCUAACCAUGUUGCCGUCUGCCGCUUCGGAGCGGUCCUACCAUCAGUUGCUGCGUGGGCAGCUCGUUGCGUUCUUUGUUGUAACCGUGCUUGUUGUUGGAAACCUAUGUGCCUGGCAGGAAAACGUUCGACCAAAGCUCUACGUGUCUCUAGACGACGAGGAGUAUUUGAAGUUCCAAGGAAACGACUCAACAAUCGACUAUUUCAAACUAGUGUUGCGUGAUGCCACUACCAACAGCUUGUUGAUUGGUGCACGGAACAUUGUGUACAAUCUGAGCAUAUACGACCUGAAUGAGCAGACGCGGUUGGUGUGGUACUCAACGGAAGACGACAUCAAAAUGUGUGUGAUGAAGGGAAAAGAUGAGGAUCUCUGCCAGAACUACAUCCGCGUACUGGCGCUUCAGUCGUCGGGGACGCUGUUGGGUUGCGGUACCAACGCAUUCCGUCCGCUAUGCCGAGUGUAUGGCAUCAACGGAAACAGCUAUACAGUCGAAUCGGAAAAACCCGGACAGGCCGUGUGUCCGUAUGAUCCAGCGCACAACUCAACGGCAGUGCUAGUCGAUAACGAACUCUACUCCGGCACGGUGGCUGACUUCAGCGGUCUUGACCCAAUUAUCUACCGGGAACCACUGCAGACGGACCAGUAUGACAGCUGGAGCCUGAAUGCGCCCAAUUUUGUCGAAUCAUUCACGCAAGGUGACUUUGUCUAUUUCUUCUUUCGUGAAACGGCCGUCGAGUUCAUCAACUGUGGCAAGGCCGUCUUCAGUCGUGUGGCCCGCGUGUGCAAGUGGGACAAAGGUGGACCACAUCGGUUCAAGAAUCGGUGGACCACUUAUCUCAAAUCUCGCCUCAACUGCUCGAUGCCGGGAGAUUUUCCGUUCUAUUUCGACGAGAUUCAAUCCGCGAGCAGUCUGGUCGAGGGCCGGUAUGGCAACGGAAAUUCCAAGCUAAUCUACGCCGUAUUCACGACAUCAACCAACGCAAUCGCGGGCUCGGCGAUAUGUGCGUUCUCGUUACAGGAUAUUGCGGACACAUUCGAGGGAAACUUCAAGGAGCAGAGCGGAUUGAACUCUAAUUGGCUACCUGUUAACCCAUCGAAGGUACCCGAUCCACGGCCCGGCUCGUGUCAUAACAACUCCCAAACGCUGCCCGAUUUAACGCUCAACUUCAAAAAGACCCACUCACUGAUGGAUGAAACAGUGCCAACGUUUUUUGGCUCACCGAUUUUGUCCCGCGUUAGCACCGUCUAUCGAUUCACCGCCAUCGCGGUUGACUCUCAGAUCAGAACUCCCGGCGGGAAAACGUAUGAUGUGAUUUUCGUUGGAACAGAUCACGGAAAGAUCAUCAAAACGGUGAAUGCAGAGUCUGCCGAUUCCAGCAAAAAAGUUUCCUCGGUGGUCAUCGAGGAAAUCGACGCUCUUCCUACGAGUGAACCGGUGCGAACGUUGGAAAUCGUGCGAACUAUGCAAUACGACACGCCGAAAGACGGAAGCUAUGAUGAUGGAAAAUUAAUUAUAGUCACCGAUACAACCGUGAUAGCGAUUAAAUUACACCGCUGCAGCAGUGAAAAGAUAACAAGUUGCAGCGAGUGCGUGGCACUACAGGAUCCGUACUGCGCCUGGGAUAAAAUUGCGGGCAAAUGCCGCUCGCACGGUGCCCCUCGAUGGUCGGAGGAGAACUACUUCUAUCAGAGCGUUGCCACCGGGGAUCACGCCGCCUGUCCCUCGGGAAAGGUGCCCAAAGAUGCCAAAGUUGAGAAGCAAGGAUACCGAGGUGACAUCGACUACGAUCCACAGCGACCGAGCAAAGAUCAACCGGGGAACGACAUGAUAAGCAUCAUGCAGGACAAGAAUGGAUACGACGACAAAGGACCCCAAAUUACGCCAGACUUCAUCAAUGCCCAAUACACGGUGGAAACGCUCGUGAUGGCUGUGUUGGCAGGGGCAAUAUUCGCUCUGCUAGUGGGCUUCAUCACGGGUUACUUCUGUGGCCGACGUUGCCACAAAGAUGAGGAUGACAAUUUACCCUAUCCAGACACGGAAUACGAGUACUUUGAGCAACGACAAAACGUGAAUCGGAUACAAACCGAACCGAAAUUACUUCCACAGGUCGAAGAAGUGACCUACGCCGAACCUGUACUAUUACCUCAGCCAUCUAGUCAGAAUAAGAUGCAGCAUUCGCCAAAAAAUACGUUAAGAAAACCGAUGGGUCACCAUCACGGUGUCAACUCGGAAACUUUGUUCCAGUUCCAGCCUGAUGGCUACAAUGCUCGUGAUAAUUACCGAGGUCGUGAUAACUUCGGUACCCUCCGAUCCCACCAAGGUGAUAAUUAUCGUCGCGGUGACGGGUUCUCAACAACAAGAAGUGUGAAGAAAGCGGUCCUUAAUACUAAUACUCGUAACAGAAGUCUCGGCCGAAUGAAAAGGCAGCCGCCCCGCCAUGGCAUAGUAACACAACAUCGUUCCGAAAGUCCACAGAAUUCCAGUUCCGGAUCUUCCCCAGUCAUGUCAAAUAGUAGUUCUAGUCCGGCGCCUCCCUCGAGCAGUCCUAGUCCACAAGAGAGCCCAAAAAACUGUAGUUAUAUUUAUAGGGAUUGAUUAUUGAAUAAACCCCAGCCACCUCUACCGCCCCCGCCUAUUAACGAUAGUAGCGAAAGCGCUACUUCAUCCUAUCAAUACGAUGGAAGUGCAGCAAUCCGUGGAGCGACAACAGCAGCAGCGGCAGUGAUCCUUCGCUACAAGAACAGUCACAACAGCAUCACUAGCAAUGAUGCAAACAGAAUACUAAAUCGCCUUUCGACCUCGUCGUCUCUCUCAAUCAUUACGCCACCAACGACUCCGAAACGUCCCUCUACCAACCGUCUGAAGAUGGCCCUUAGUAUCUCGCUGACCCAUAAUUUCAACCAGAAGUUGGCGAAUCUGAACGAUAGAUGGAACGAUUUCAGCUUUAUGUUGAAAAGCAACGCCGUCAAGGGAACGACCAGAAACGACUCAUACCACUCGAUCGAAUCGGCCGUAACGUGCACGGUGGCCGAUCUUGAGGCGGACAAUGCGAUUGGGGGUAUCGACGAGGGGAAAUGCAAUAGAACCGUACCGAAGCAGGGUAACAGUGGUGGCAAUAGUGGGUUGUUAUGGAAUAGCGCCAGCGGCGGUAAGUCGAACCAUCAACGACAUCAUCAUAACCAAAAAUCAUCAUACGAGCGAAAUAAACGAUUAUCUCCGAGGCGCAACAGCACCAGCGGGGAUCCGAAAGAAUUCGACAUGCUAGUACUGAAACCCAUGGGCAGUUGGGAAGAUAAUGAAAGCUUCUAGGUUGGCUUCCAUUGUAGACACGCGCGACUCUCUGAUGUUUCUGCGUUCGCUUGCUUUUGUUGUGCGAAUUGUGGCCAUUUUUCGUGUCCGGAACAUCAUCCGGAAGGCACAAAUGCUAGAAAUACAAACAACCUCAGACGAAAACGAUACACACAAGAAAGUGAAGGGAAAAAAACCGUCAGUUAUAUGCUUUGCUUAAUUUUUCUUUCCGGAGCAAAGAAUAAUAGAACGCAUCUGCCUAAAAUAGAGCGUUCCCUGUCGAACGCAUCCAUCACAAACUGAUAUUACGCUAGAAAAAGUUAUUUCAAGUAAUAAACACGUGUACAUAUACCUACAAAUAAGAAUCAUAUUGAUCCAUUGAAUACUACAGAUUUUUGCGUACACAACACUACUAUGUCUAGUGGUAACAGGGGAUUCAAACGGACUGCGCAAGAAGUAAUCGAAACCAUUUUUACCGCAGUAUUAAAACAGCCAGCAGAAUGCUUCAAACAACCACACAAUAAUCGUUUCCGUCGACUACCCAUGAUUGCAUAGUAAAACGUAAACCCCAAAAUGAACACAUUUCCACUUUUUCGUUCAUCUGGAUACCAUUCAAAACAUUUGAGUGAUACUGAAGAAAACCUUUUGGCCUAAGUGGCCUUUGACGCAACACAAUAUAACCAGGGGCGUAAAGCUUAAAAAAAUAUAUUUUUCAGAUGGCGAUGAAAAAAACAAGAGAUAAUUUAAUGAGAAUGAAUUUCCCAUGAAACACAAUUUCAUUGACCGUGUUGGCAUGUUUUUCAGUAUUUUCUUAGAUUUAUUUAUUAGUUCCUUCUACGUUUUUGUCAUAAAAUUACUGGAGAAAAACCCUCCGCUUCAGGUUUGCCCAGAAGAACGUUGAAGACGUUCGGAGGGUUGUUGGACUCCGGAACAACAUCUAUCUUCAAGCGGUUCUUCUCCUCCACUCCAUUCCAUUUUUGUUUUCAAGAACCCCCGCUACUCCUGAGAAUGGCCUUUGUGGAAAGAAACUCCUCCUUACUCCUUCUUCACCUAUCUUGAAAAAGACAAUCCAUUGCCGCUCGAAGCUCGCAAGCAACGAUGUUGCUUCGAUGACCACCAAACGAGAAGUGAAUGAUCUAAUCCAGUGAUUUCCGGAUCCGAGGCCAGAUCUGGCCAAAACACCACAUCCUCGUCCAGAUGAUAUUUUUGGAUCGAGGAAGCAACUUCCGGCAGGCAGUUUGUGCUGUAAAUCUCCCCGUUCACCGUAAGUCCCGAACGGAAGAAGAUCGGCUUCGACAUCCCCUUUUCGCUGAUGGUUAGCCACAGCAGCUUCUUCUUUGGGAACUUGGUGUGGGCGAUGCACUUCACGUCGGAACUUAUCUUAUUGGUGGGAGACGUAAAGUAACUUGUUUUCUUGCUAAUCGUUGCCAUCCAGCGUUGAAUACGUCUUGUCGUCCAUGGCGACCGAGACGUUCCGUUUCGCCGGAAAAAAAUCAUUUUUUAUCGCUUUUAGCCUUUGUUUCUUGCUCACAGCUUGCUGCUCCAACACCGCCGGUCUUGACUUACGUUCCCGCAUAAUGAUGCCCAUCUCCGCUAGAUAUUUUUUUCACUGACUGGUCCGUUGUUCCGACCUCUCGACCAAAAGUUCGGAACGACGUUGCCACCCUGCCUUUCAUGUUCUUUUAGCUUAAGCUGCAGUUUACGAUCGCAUAGCACCGCAUAGAUCGCAUUAUCUUUCUUCCAUUCUCGCGCUUUACAGGUCUAAAAAAGGCCACAUCUACAGGAUUCGGCGUUAAUAUCUGUUCGGCAAAUUUUGACAUCUUGCGCGAAUGUCUUGCUUAGUUCCCCGUGAUCACGUAAAAAUCGACUCAUCCAAUUCUUUCCUGCUUUGUUGUUUACAAAUUUGAAGAUAGAUUCUCACAACUUCCCGUAGAACGUUCGCUCCGACGGGAAAUCCCCAUACCGAAAACAGCGAUAGAUGAUUCACAAACAACCGUUCUUCUUCCGAUGAAGAUGUUUUCUGUUUACCGGCCGAAUCGGUAUGGACUUGUCGCAGCCUGUUGUAAAUUGAUCGACAGCUUAUGCCGUACACUUUAGACGCUCCCAUUACCAUUCCGUUGGUAGGUUUAUUUCCAUUCAAACACUUUGAAAGUUUCUCGAUGGGCAGAGAAGAAUAUUUCGGCAACCCAUAAAAUCGGCAAUACGUACGCACCAUAUUUACUGAUCAUACUUUGCAUAUAAAUCUGCGUAAAAGUGGUGGUUUUUUAUUGUUUACAGACAAACCUUCUUCACUACGUUACCUUCGAACAAAGUAGAGAGUUUGUGGUCGGGAAUCACUAAAUCACCUAUUUUCAAUAUAAUAUAGCUCUCGCAAAGGAAAUACAAUACAUCCAGCAUUGAAUCAAAAGUAACUCUGUCAAGUUUCAAACCCAGCGGAAUUGACGUCGUCAUAUCGUCCAGUGCAUAAUGCCUUCGUUAGGAGCUUUCAUACUGGACGAUCCGCAACUCUCGGCUUGGCCCGUGUCCAGGUCAAAUUUGGGUCAACUCCUCUUGUUUCGUUUGUGAGGCUCCGUCGCCAGGAACUUCUGGGUCUGCCUCUGCUGCGAUGUCCUUGGGGUUUCCAGUCUAAUGCGUGUCUACAGAUUUCAGUACUACUCUUCCGUAAUAUGUGGACGAUUCACCCCCACUUACACUCCUGAAUCUCUGUUUCAUAAACGGCGUCUGCUGGCAACGACGAUGGAGCUCUUCAUUCCAGAUUCAGCUGUCUCGCCACCAGGCCCGAAUUAUGUACCUCAGGCAUCAGUUCACGAAUACCUGAACCUUUCUCUGCUGAUACGCCCCACGUCUCACAAGCGUGAAGCAGCACUGAUUUCACAUUGGAAUUGAACGUCCGGAUUUUGGUGUGGCGACUGAUCUGGUGUAACCUUCAUGUCUUCCUUCCUCGUCUUCUUGAUCCGCGCGUAUAUAUCGAUGUUAGUCCCGCCAUCAGAUGCAAUCUGGCUUCUCGACCAUCUCUACUGCUUGCCCAGCUACUGGAUAGUUUAGAAGGCGUGACCGUGUUGACAUCCAAAGCUUUCGUCUUUCUGACAUUGAUGCUCAGUCCAUCCGCGGACGAGCACGCGGCCACGUCGUCAAGCUUACUCUGUAUAUCAGAGUGCCGCGUCGAUGCUAGUGCAAUGUCAUCAGCAAAAGCAAAGUCGUUGAGGUGCUCAAUCCUAAUAGGCCCCCAAAGUAGCCCACGGGUCGGCUCACGGUCGAUAGUGCCCACCGUGAUAUGAAAAUAAACAGUCUUGUCUAGCACUAGUCGCGACCCGGAUUGGAUCGGACAAGACCCCGUUGUGCAAGACCCUGCACGCAAAGACCUCGUACUGUGCUGACACUAGGUUGACUAAUUCUGCUUUCCUCCUUUGAGCCUUAGGGCGCUCCAGAGGUCAUCGUGGUUAAGGCGGUCGAAGGCUUUAUUGUAAUCGACGAACACCAGUUCCACCAGCACCAGCACCUCCUGGAAUUCAUUGAUCUGCUCGAUAACGAUGCGCAGCGUAUCAAUGUGGUCGUUACAGGCCCUACCAGCUCCAAAUUCCGCCUGCUGUCGUCGGAGCAUCGCAUCUAUCUUCGCCUCGACCCGGUUGAGGAUUACCUUGCAUAGGAAUUUAAGAAUUGCACACAGCAGCAUGAAAAUUCGCCAGUUCAAAUCUGAUACUUUUGAUUGCUGCUUCUAUUUCUCACAAUGAUCGCGCCUCUGUGUUGACACGGGAAAUGCGUCUUACUGGAAGCUACUAACACUGGUUGUUCGCGGGCACUCAGAUCAGCUGCUCGAAUUGUUCAAACCAGCGUUUCAACUGAUCAGACGCGUCUUUCGCAGGCAUCUUGGUAUUCAUUCUUGCUCCAAUAAGGCGUGCUGAUGCAUCGUAGAGGAGGCGAAGGUUACCGGUUGCAGCAGCUAUCUCCUCUUCGUUAGCAAGAGAGUCAGCCCACGCUCGCUUGUCCCGUGGACACUGUAGGUGUUAUUCUCAUUCGAUUUUUCUGUCUAAACCCACUAGCAAGAGAAUACAACCUUUGUAUCAAUGACCAAUGAGUAGAGAAAAUAAAGUCGUGCGUUCAUUAGAUUGGCGAUAGCCAGCUUGAUCAGUGGUGUUUUUCAUUUCCUCCCUUAAAGCCGAAAUCUUAAAGACACGAACGCUUUACUUCCAGGUCGAGGGCACGAUACCGACGAUAUCGCUCUAUCGCGACUUUGGCGUCCUUUCGAUCAUCUAUCAUCUUCCAGGUUUCGUCCGAGAUUCAUUCUUUUCUCUGGCUGCGCAGUUCAUUCAGGCGAUUCUCGUGAUGAAUACGAUGACGGUGGUCUACUGGUCCUCGACGCUACCACCAGCAGGAACAUCCUCGGUUCAGGUCCUCAUUUCAUCCACAAAAGAUCUUUUCACGCUAGGAUCUUUCAGUCGGAGUGUGUUUAAUCGACCACCGAACGUUUUCUCCCUCCAUUGAACCCGCGCUAUGCGUAAACGUGUUUCUCCGAUGAGAAGUGGGUGGUCGGAAGCGAUGUCGGCACUGCGUUUAUUCCGCACAUGAAGCAGGCUCCAUCCAAACGUUCGACUGAUGCAGAUGUGGUCGAUUUGGUUCUCAGUGUAACCGUCACUUGAGACCCACGUGACUUUGUGUGCUGUUAGAUGGGGAAAAAAUCGUGCCCUAAAUCACCAUGUCGUUGUUGCCACAACACUCUGCAAGCGGGUUCGCCAUUUUCGCCAUUUUCACUCAUCCCGCCUAGACUGUGGCGUCUCAUGACGGGCUCGUAGUCCGUGUUUUCGGAAGCUAUCUUUGCGUUGAAGUCACCCAUUAGGAUCUCGAUAUCACUCUUCGGAAUCUUGUCCACGGCGCCAUUUAGCUGGUUGUAGUAGUUCUCUUUCUUCUGCGGCUCGGCAGCGUUGGGUAGGGCGUAGCUCUGAAUUUUUGAAAGGUUUCGCACUCGUGUCCUGAAUCUGGCUACGAUCACCUUGCUGCUUCUAGACUCCCACUUCAACAGUACACGUUGAGCAGGAAGCCAUCUUCACGGUGGUGUAAAGCGUUGUCGUCACGUAUAUCAGAGUACAGUAGUACCUAUCCCGAAGGUAGCCGGUGUUCUCCAAACUUCGUCCAACGGACUUCACCCUGCCUCAGAGUCUCGAGUCUCGUGCGCCUCGCCUCACUAUCCAAUUGGGCCAGCUUACCCUCCUGAGCCAAGGUCACAAACAUUCAAUGUUCCAAUUCGUGUCCGUUGUUUCAUGCUAAAAGUCGUAGCCGUUAAAUCUGUCCGUUUUCUUCUAACUCGGGUUUCCAUAACAGUUAGUUCAUUUCGGGUACAGCGGGUUAUUAGCCCAAGGACCAUACAUUGCAUCGGGUCAUCUCGUAAAACGAUAACGGGUGAUAACGAGCCGAAGCGACGAUGUGGUUCUGGGAUGUAUGGAGGAUUAAAGCCACCCCAAAAGACAUCACAAUACAGGGGGUUCGAAUAAGAUUGCGUCGGUAGCUCUGCAAUAAUAUAAUUUCAUAAUCAAUCGGCGUUGUUGAACUGAUGGUACCAAUUCUAAACAACCUAUCGACCUAAAUUGCACCACAAUACUCUUUGUUUUCGUAGGGUAGACGACAAGCAGAAUGCGCUAAAGGAUUAUGAUGGUGGAUAUCGUGAAUCGGUUCCAACUGAUGUCUAUCGUGUCUGAUGGUCAUUUUCAUGGCUAUCAGCUUCCGUCCAAACGUAAGAUAAUUUCGCUAACUCAAUGACAACUUCCCAGGAUAAACUUAGCGGCUCAAGUCCUGUUGACCAUUUGCCACAGAACGGCUCCGGUCGCGGUGUUUGGGGUAACUGCACAUCGGGUUUGACGGACGAACCGUUUGUAUCCAUUUACAAAUACAACGAAUCGCCGAAGAUCCUUAAUCGUUGUUGGCCAGGUGAAAAAUUGAUGUUAUAUUCUUUCAGGGUUCGUUUCCAUCCAUCGAAAGGACUACUAAUCGAUAACAGCCAGGCAGUUCGUUUCGUCAAAUAAACCACACAAUUAUAUAGAGUUGGAAAAAAGAAAUGUCGUAUUUCUGAUCGAAAUUUGACGCUUUUUUAACAUACUUAAAAUUAUCCAAUUUAAGUCAAAUAUGCGCUGUUUUGUUCGCAAACUUGUUGCCAUUUAGAAGGCAACUUCAGUUUAUGUAUGUGUUUUUUCACAAUGGAGUAAAGUGAACCGCAAAACACUCAUUUGUCAAUUUAGCUUCGUUAGGUCCCUAAUGCGAUUUCAUGUUUCGGAAUAUAAUUUCCAUUGCUAAGAAGAAAUGGAAAGUCUAAUCAUUCACUAUGCAGAUGGCAGAGUUGUUAGCUCUUGUUCGUAAAUAUGAAAAUAGAGAUGGUUGAUACCAUCUAGGUGGUGUUUUGCUGACUACCAAUUGUUACACUGCUGACAUGUUCUUUUCCGCUAACUUAUUUUGACUAUGUAAAGAGCUACGAAUUUUGUUUUGUUCUGUUCUAUCGAGGAAAAUUUUCGCUUCAUCGACGGUGUACUCAUAGUCGAAUUCAAUAUUCGAAGCAUUCGGUACUACGGUCAUGUAUUGCGAAAGAGUCACGAUUUUCGAGUUGUUUCUGAAUUACAAUGGAGUUGAGCGCCGUUGUUUUGCACGAAUCAACGAGAAAAGAUUCUCCAGACAAUCUUAGACGAGUUGUUAUGGAUAUCAUUAUUAUAUUAUAGAUAUGGGUAUUUAAAAGACUUAUUUUAUCCUUUAUCCUUUUUGAGAUUGCCUUUCAGAAAAUAUGCAAAAUUAAUAAAUUCGCAUCAACCAAAUGUUACGAUUCAUAGAACCAGAAAUUAAAAAAAUCCGAAAUUUUAUAAUACUUGGCAACUCUGCCAUAUUUAGGCAUGGCUUCGUUUUUGUACGACGAAGAAGAGUAAGAAGCCAGUUGUCUCAUCUUGUCUUAGACCAGUACGGGGUAUGUAUCUUCGACAGCCAUUAUAUCAGAACGAAAUCGAUCAAACCAACGCUGUGCUGUGCGAAUCGUUACAGUAUCGGGUCCAUAAACUACACGAAUAUUUUCGGCCGCCUUCGUUGCAGUUUUACCUCGCAGGUAGUAAAAACGUAAAAUAUGCCGUAUUCCUUGCUUGCUGGACUUCAUCUUUGACGCGCUAUAACUUGAGACUGAUAAGAACAAUCACAACACUGUCAAAACGACACUUAUAGCACAGAUAGCCGUAUAGUAUGAUGCGAUAAGUACAACACAAGAUAUGUUUAAGUGUGGCCAUACAUUGAAAAUAUACGACUUUUUUUUCCCCCAACUCAAUAUAUUGUUAACAAUUUUUUGUACAGUUUCCUCGCCUCGCGCAUUUACCUCCCAAUUCUGCUUUGAACUCCGGUCUACCUCAAUCUGAGCCUUAAUUCAGCCUUUUUUUCUUCGCUUUUCGGACGAAUGAUUGCGAAACAUUUGCUAUUUUAUCGCUUUCCUCGAUGAUAGCCACGGGUUCCACAUAAAAAGACCCACUACAUUACCAUGUGUUUUAGGAUCCGCUGGCUUUACUUGUCUACCACUUCCGGACAUCUAGGCGAUGGUCAGACUUUCCCCGAACCGUUUCAGAACAUCAUACAUCGUGGUUUCGAAAAUUUCAGAAGGUUUUGCUAACUCUAACUCUUUUGCUAACAGCCACUUUGUCCUGUAAAUCUCCCCGUUCACCGCAAGAACCCGAACGGAAGAAGAGCGGCUUUGAAAUACUCUUUCGCUGAUGGUUAGCCACAGAAGCGAAACUUGUUGUGAGAGAUGUCGAAAUUUACCUCCUUGGUGGGGGAAGUAAGGUAGCUGAUUCCCCGUCAGUCGUUGCCAUCCAGCGUUAAAUACGUCUUGUCGUCCAUGAUGACCUCGACGUUCGGCUUCGCCGGAAACAUUCCAUUCUUCAUCACUUUCGACCUUUGUUUCUGGGUCACAGCCGUUCCGACAUGGCUGAACUUGCCUGACGUUUUCGUAUGAUGAUGUCCAUCUCUGCUAAGUAUUUUUUCACCCGGAACGAUUAACCACUUUUCCCUUCGUCUUCUGCUUUGUAGAGAUGGGCAAACCGUUCACGAACGGUACGAAAGAACUAGUUCGCCGAAAAGAGUGAACGAGCGGUCGUUCUUUUUCAAAGAACGAUAGUUCUCCCCACGAACUGAUUGCGAGCGAACGGUUUGUGAACGAACUGAUUCCGUAAGAACGGUUUGCGAGUGAACUGUUUGGGAGUGAACUGUUGGAGAGUGAACUGUUUGUGAACGAACUGUUUGCGAGUGAACUGUAUGGGAAAGAACUGAUUGAGAGUGAACUGUUUGGGAACGAACUGUUUGAGAACGAAGUGUUUGCGGACAAAUUGGUUUGCGAACGAACGAGUGCAGCUGAACUGAUUUGCACUGGGCGGAAUGGAUAAAUAUAACGAGAACGCUUGUAAGGAAAAUAAAACGAUUUGUCAUUUAUGAGCAAAAUGCGUGUAACGCAGGGUUUAUUUUGUUAAUGUAUUCUCAAUUUUGGGUUAAAAAUUAAAUUAGAUUCUCGUAGUUUUAAAAGCAAAACUUCAUAUACAUAUCAUAAACUUUCUAUUUAUCAGAAAAAAUCUGGGGGAAGCUGGGGCGAUUCAUGGAUUAAGUAAAAUACAAUUUUAUAGUGAGGGUAUGUUGAGAAAAAAGUUUUUUCGUUGCUUUCAAUUCAUUGUUUGGCCAAUUGCGUGAACCUGUGUAUUGUCCAAAAAGAGAAUAUGAAAAAUUGCACAUAUUUUGUGAGCAUCAAAUUAUUACAUAAACUUUUGUCGACCGAUAAACAUAUUUUCACAUACAGUUUGCGACUUUUAAUGAAGCAGCUUAUCUUUCCCCACUAAAUUUCAAAAAUAUAAAUCCCAUACAUACACUAUCCAAUCCAACGAUAUCAAUAUUGAUGCUGCUGUCUAUUGAUGUUGGGUUCCAGCUAACAUUCUAUGUUGUUCUUAAUAUCGUUGAACGAAAGAGCGAAAGAACGGUUCAAAAGAACUGAUUCACUUAGAUGAACGGUUAGUGAGUGAACCGUUCAUCAAAGUGAACUGUUUUGCCCAUCUCUACUGCUUUGGCUCCAGCAGCAGGCUGUCAUUCAAUGCAUUCAUUCUUCUCCAAAAGUGUAAGGAUAUUAUAGACACCGAAACGGGCGUAUUCGGUGACACUCAAAGCACCUGACGAUGUCCACCUUCUUCACAACGCAGUUGCUGUUUUCGCCAUACCUUCCGCAGUUCAACUGAUAGCGCUGUCAAAUUUUGUUUGAAAACUCAUGGAUUACUAUGAUUGACGAUGCACAAGUGGUCUCAUCUCAAGGUAUUAACGUGAACGUAUAAAAAAUUGGUAAAAUUGGUCCUUUUUUUUAAUACAAGCGUUGUUGGUAAUUUAAUUCUUUUUGAGUGAUUUUCUACUCAACUUCGUAUCAAGUCAGUUUACAAAAUCGAAUGAUUAUUAUGUUUCAUGUUAUGUCACAUGUCACAGUUUUAACUCGUGCGGUGUAUUCAGUCGUCGUUUUACUAUGCAAUCAUAGGCAGAGUCGAGAUGACGAAGAGAAAGCGAAGCAAAAAACAAACCAGUAGAAAAUUAAUCAUAUAAUUUUACUUGAUAUCCUUCAUCAUAGCACAUAGCGUAGCAUAGAGAAGAAGAGAAUAUUUCAUGAUUUCGUCGGAUUGAUUUCGAAUCCACCUCCUUUAAUGCCAAAUCAUCUUCACCGUCGUAACAAACGCUACGGAAUAUUUACGAGUAGAAUAUUUUUUUAUUUAAUAUUUCUCACCCCCCACACACAUACACAUACACACGGAUCGCUAUUGGAAAGGACUAGGAUAUUUCUCAAAAAUCUCACUCUCUCUCUCCAAAUUAACAAACGAAAGAUCUGAAAGGUAGUAGUCGACUAUUUAAAUAUAAGGCUUGCAUUGUUUUAGGUUGUUGAAUUCAUUGAUGUCAGUUAUAUGCUAGAUUUUUUUUUAUUUUAUAGUCUACAUUUUUGGCUUUGUUAUGUAUGAAUUUAGGAUAAAUAUUUUCGCGGUUUUUUGUUUGUACAGAUGUGAUUUAUAGCUGAAAAUAUUUUACUUCAAGACUCAUUUUACUCUUGGUUUUUCAAAUUUCUUCCCCUCCAUUACGAGAUUGGACUGUGGAAUGUACAUCCGACUCAGCAUUUAAUAUAUAUAUUUAUUUGGUAUACAAAAGUGGCUUUCGUUUUAGUUUUAUAUCACAGGUUCCUUCCUUUUGCACUUUAUGUUUUAUCGUGUGACGAGUUAUUAUCGAACGUAUAAUAUACAAAAAGUCAAUUCCGAUUGAGAUAUUAGACUCAAUAGCACAGAGGACACAUGACGUAUUUUCCGAUCGUAGGGAAUAAUACAGGAUAGAACAGCUACGCACGCACUCGAAUCCUUCUGAAGACAAAAUUACCAGUCAUGUUUUUUUUUGCGCAAAAGAGACGCAAAAUGAAACCAAAUUUAUAUUUCACCAAACUAAAAAUUUACUGAAGUAAACCCAACAACCCAACAUAUAAUUGCCGAAUCGCAACAGUUGGAAAGAUUCCACUUAGGCUGCGUGCCGCUGAACAUACCGAUGACAAUUGUUGCGGGUGGAUGGAUGGAUGAGUGAAGCAAACUAGUAAAUAUGUAAAACACUAUGAAAGACUGAAAUUUAAAAUAACAAGAUGCAUCCAUUCGUAAAGUAUAGUAUAUAAAACCGUAUAUAUAUAAAAAUAAACAAGCGAACAAGUGAAUACAAGUAAUGAAAACACAACAAAAUAUAAAUAGACUUCGCAAUGCUUGGUAUGUUUCUAUUAUAGCUUACACUAUUACGAACUCUCGAACUUUGUUUGGUUUAUUCCGUGUUUCUUACAAAACGUUUAAAUGUAAAAACCUUUGGAGCAAUUGCAUGAGUUGGAACGAGAAAUCUCUUCAGUUUGGGGAUUGAUUAUAUUUGAUCGGAUCUAGGAUUUAAACAUUGCGUUGUUGGGUAUGAGCUUGUUGAGUUGGAUAAAACCAAAUAAUAAAGCACGUAAACUGUAACUAAUUGUAAAAAGUACAAAACAAAGCAGAGAAAAAAAAGCAUGAAUGAACUGUGUAAAAAGCACCUUGAUUUCCAUUGAUCGAAUUUUUAUAAAGUGUUUUCAGUUGAGGAGUUGGAGGAUGGAGGAUAAAAAUUGUAAAAUAACGCUAGACUGUACAGAUAUACUAGGAAAUGGAGUUUUGAGACGCAGAAUAGCAACAACAACAACUAUUACUACUACAAAAUUCAACGCGAGUAUCGAGUAUUUGUACGAAUUUUAGUGUACAUAUGAUUUGCUGCAUUACUUUCCUAAUGGAUAGCUUUUGAGUUUGGCCGCUGUAGUGAUGAGAGAUUAGAAAGUUGUUAGUAUUUAUUAUGAGAUAAAUUUAGAAUUAACGAACAAACAGAACAAAACAAAAAAAUAUUUAUUCAAUGAAUUACUUAUUUAAGAUAUUACUAACUACUUAGACGGGAAAGGCCAUAUGCAUUAGAAGUGGGAAAAAAAUACUAUAAUUAAGUGAGGUGCGACCACUGCGCAAGGGCAACAUUUUUAAUUGUACUUGUAAGGAAAUCUUUGAUUAUAUUCAUAUACAUAGGUAAUUUGCUACGGCAAAAGAAAGAACGGGAAUAACGCUAUGAGAAACUUUGGUUUGCUCGUUGUUUUUCUCUGGAGUGUGUAGCGGAUCGUUUUGGGGAAUUGAUUACAUAGUAAAUGGGGGUUUCUUUCAAAUUCAAUCGGAAAUAUUUGUAUCCAAUUUAUAUGAUUUACAAUGCAUUAAUGCAUUGAAACUUGUUGACAUUUGCGUUAUCUGUUGCAGAUGAUUAUAUGAAAUUGGCUUAACCAGAAUUAUCACUGAACCUCUUGCUGUACGAUCUCCGGUCCUUUGAACCAUCGAUUUUCACCUCCGGAGAUCUAACGAACUUCGUAGCUUCAUCAAAACAACCAUGGAUACAUAGGAGGCAAUCUGACGUAGUGGUAGCAUCCGUACCUCUCACCAGCUUAAGUGUUGGGAGUCAUUAUAAUACUGAAAGAGCGAAAGCCAUGGGUACGAUCCAUUAACCUUGGUGUCAACCUAUCUCUGAUCCACAACUGGGUCUCUAAGAUAUAGCCAAAUUGAAAGUGCUGACGAUGAUGCGGUCUAUCAAAAAAAAUAUCAAGACCUAUUCCGAGUACUUACACGUCCACGAGUCUUCUUGGUCCAUAGCCGCGGCUCAUCGCCAACGUUACCUACCUAUUGUACACAAAUCGUCUUCCUUCUGACCGAUCCAUCUUUCACGGUGCGCGCCUCUCCGUCUCGUUCCUAUCGGUUCGUUGUUGAGAACCAUUUUCACCGGAUGGACGCGUUGUACUUUCGCGAGCAUGGUCCAGGUCUUGUGACCGUAGAGAACUUGUAGAUGAUCAGCUUCGUGCAGCUUCUUAAUGUUGCUUCGCUCCACGCUGGGAACAUAGUACCUUCGUUAGAAGCUUCCAUCCUGGGUGAUCGGCAGUUUCACCUUGACCCGUGUCCAGGGCAAAUUUGGAUCGACUCCUCUUAUAUCGUUUGUGAGGCUCCGUCGCCAGGAACCUCUGGAGCUGCCUCUGCUGAUUUGUUCUUGCGGGUUCCAGUCUAAUGCCUGACUGCACAUUUCAUUUCCGCUCUUUCGUAAUGUGUGGACGACUCACACUCCUGGAUCUGUUAAUACCGCCGUCUGCUGGAAACGACGAUGGUGCAUCUUGGUAUUCAUUGUCAUUCGAAAUCAAGUUGUCUGGCCACCAGGCCCAAAUUAUAUACCUUAGACAUCGGUUCACGAAAACGUGAAGUUUCCGUGCGUUCUCUGCUGAUGACUGGUUGUUCACGGAUACUUGGAGCAGCUGCUCAAAGUGUUCGAACCAUCGUUUUAGGCUAAUCAGUGGAGUCGGUUAUCAACUGAUCAGUCGCGUCUUUCACAGGCAUCUUGGUAUUUAUUAAUUAUUACUUAUUAUUUAUUUAUUUCUCAUCUGGCUAGUUGCCUUAAUGAUAUCACAUGUACCGAUAAGACGAGGAAAAGCCCUUUUGAGUUUUUGGAUGUUUUACACAAAAGGACAUAAAAACCUCAUACCUUUUCAUAAUUCCUACUACAAGAUAUUAACAAUAACUAAGCACAUAGUACAGAGAAAAAACCUAAAAACAAAUAUUCUCAUAAAUCAUAAUAAUAAAAUUAGAGCCAUAAAUAAUAAAAUGUAUACAGUAAAACUGCUGAUCGGGGUGGAUCUUCAGUCUUCCAUUGUCUUCCAUUUCGAUUGAAUGCUGCAGCAGAAGAGUUAAAAUCAAACAUCUGUUAGACUUCGUUGAAUCUUGUCGCUGAACGACGACCGUCUAGUAACAGGAAGUCCCGCUGUCGAAGGGCUCUAAUAGGUGCGUAUAUAUUUUGUUGUGUCAAUAUUUCCGCUGAGUGAAUAUCGCCCAAAAGUAUUUUAGCGACAAACAUAACUUGGGCAACAUAUCUCCUGCGUUCCAACGUGUCAAGCCCGAGGAGCCUACAUCGCUCUUCAUACGGUGGUAAAUUUUACGGGUCUCGCCAUGGAAGACUACGGAGCGCGUAUCUAAUGAAUUUAUUUUGUAUUGAUUAGAAUCUACUUAUCCAGUUUAACUGAUACGGGCAUCACGCGAUUGCAUUUGAUUACAGAAUGGAACGCACCAGUAUACUGUAAAGUGACAUUGUGGAGCACGGAAUUCGUUGGCUACUUUAAAUAUAAAUCCUAGUUGUCGGUUAGUCUUUGCAAUUAUGUUGUCAUAAUGGGGGCGAAAAGUCAACACUGUGUCAAGCAGUCUUCCGAAAAACACUUACACAUGUCCACGCGAUGUGAAAAUUCCAUGUUUCUGUUUGAAUUCGAACAUGAUUCUCGCUAGUGUUGAGUGUCUAUCCCCAACACGAACAAUGAUACACAAACAUAAACAUGUGAAAACAAACACGAUGUUCAUAAUUCAAGAACAUCAUGUGCUAACAUAUCACCCGAAGUCGCAGUAUUCAAUGCUUUCGUUUCGUUUCUAUUCAUACACGGAAAGAAAUUAUUCAUCCCAAAACAUUUCUUCGUAGAAUACUUUUUCACAGAAACGAACUUGAAAUUUAGUUCGCAAUACAAAAAUUGCAUGAACUAAUAGGCUAUGAGUUCAUGCACAUUUUGCAAGUCUGAUCAAAUAAUCUUUGGUUUCGUGCAAAGAAAACAUUCUCUGAAUAAAAAGAAGCUUUCUAUGAGAUUUUUUUGUGUACAUGUUGCCAAUUGAAGUCUGGAGAACCGACUGCACAGCGGACGACGUCGUACAAAUGCUGGCCAAAUAAAUAAAUACCCAAAAAUUUGUUUCAGAUGCAUGUUUUCAGGAAUGUUUACAGAUAUUCUUGAUAUUUUAAUGAAAGUUUGAUUAGGGCGGUCCAAGUUAGGGCGUUCAAAAAACCAAUUCCGAAAAAUUCCAAUUGUCACCUGCAAAAUUAUUAUGAAAAAAUCUGUACCAUAUUCAUGAUUAGCUUUUGCGAUGACGAUUUGUGAAAGAAUUACAAUCAACCCUCCUUCAAUAUGUGUUUUGUAUCUCGAUACUCUAUAUAUUUAUACCAUUAUAAAUGGCUGUUGGAGGAAAGAUUAGCUUCAAUGACAGUUAUACUACGCAUAGAGACAGAUCAGUCGCCCUAGCAAGCCAUUAAUUUCUCGAUGUUAUCACAAACUGAAUGAAGGAAAAAACUGAAAGCUACACUUACACUACACUACAUAUGCUAUUUGUGUAUUAGCCGUUUGUAAACUUUCAAAGAUCCAGUCAAAAUUGUUGCUCGCGUAGUCGAGUGGUUAGCGUCACGCCUAACAUGUCACUGCUGAAUAGUUAUGGUACUUUAUAUUCUAUAAUUAUUUCUAUAAUUUUAAUAUUAUAAUCAAAAUUGGUUGUGGGUAACUAAACAUCUUCGCCACGCUCUAUUCAAUUUUAGUACUUAUUCAAAUAGCUAAUAAUAGCGAAUGUUACAUGAAUUCAAUAUAUAAAUUGAUGCGUGCACUAAAUAAUGAUAUCAAUUGUGGAGAACUCUGAUAUCAAUCGACGUUUAUUUUGCUCAGAACAGGUUUAUUUUAUUUGCCCAAAAUUUUAGACGAAACACCCAUUGUCAUGAUAGGAAAGCAUUUUUUCCAUGUCAACAUACCAACACACCACGUGUUGAGUGGUGGUGGUGUGGUGUCCGUUUCACUUCUUCUACUCUACGCACUGCCGGUGCUUGGGGUGAAAAUACAAGAGAAACUGAACACCAUGUUCGAACAUCAUGUGAAACAUUAGGAUUAAACAUGUCCAAACUUACUACGAAUACAAACAUGUCACAUUUUCAAACAUAGGUACGAAAAAAUCAUGUUUGUAUUCAAACACAAAACUGCGAACAGCCACGUGGACAUGUUUGUCCCGAAUGCAGUGUUUUUUGUGAAACAUGGAAGACUGCCUGGGCAUAUCGAGCAGCAACCGAAGUGCCCUGUUCUGGGUUCGUUGCAAUUUUAUUUUGUGAGUAUCUGCACAUGACCCCCACACUGGGGUAGCAUAAAAAAUUAUUGGAGCAAUUAUUUGUUUAUAGACGGCAAUUUUGUUAGGCCUAGAUAAUCUGGAUUUGCGACAGAUUAGUGGAUAAAGACUCACUAGAACGAAGCAUCUGACAAUGAUAUUUUCAAUAUGGGAUCGAAAAGUCAACUUAGAACUUAGUGUAAUUCCAAGAUAUUUUACUUCGGAAGACCAAUCAAUCGGAUACCCACCCAGUAAGAUUUGAUAGUUUGAUGGUGGGUUCAAUUUAUAUAUUUGCCGAUGUUUGAUAAUAAUUGCUUGGGUUUUAGAAGCGUUGAUUUCAAUCUUCCAGGAAGAAGCAUAAUCAACAAAGCUGUUCAGGCAUUGCUGAAGUUUGCUGGUGAGUUCUUUUUUUUUCUUUCUUUCUUCAUUUUGUUUAUUUGGACUAUAGGCUGUAAGCCCGUUAGCCUUCUUAAAAUUAAACGUGAAUACAGAAAACAUAAAACAUACAAACUUAGAACUUAUACAUUCAGUUGGUCUCUAAAAUAUAAUCUUAAUCUUCUUCGAAUUUCUUCUGAUGUCAUAUUUACAGAAACAACAUUUUGCAGCACGUUGAACUCACGCAUAAAUCUGGCUGUCGGUUCAUGCUGGGUGUAAUUUCUGUUCCUCAGGGGUGGGUCAAACAUCCUCCGUCGACGAAGAGAAACGGGGCUGGUGUUGAAACGAAUCCUGUCGUAGAGACGCGGGCUUUUCACGUGUAGUCCGACCUUUUACACUGAGAGCAGUGUCAUCUGCGUAAAGUGACAACAUGCACCAAGGACGGGAAAGGACGGACAUCCGAUGUAUAUAAAUUAUAAAGUACAAAGCCUAGUAAACUACCUAGUAGGCACACCUGCUGGAAUAGGGAUGGUUUUAGAUGCGAUUCCAUUCAGCGAUACCUUGAACGACCUUUGACUCAGGUAGCUACGAAUGAUUUUAACCCAAUAUAUUGGAAAGUUGUAGUGAACGAGCUUGUAAACAAGACCACCAUUCCAAACCUUGUCAAAUGCCUUUUCAACAUCUAGCAAUGCUAUGGUGGUGGACUUGGCUAUAGCUCAAUAUUUGUUGAUGUUGUUUUUCAACCGAAGCACCUGAUGUGAUGUUGAGUGACCGCCUCUAAACCCAAACUGUUGCGAAGGAAAGAUAUUAUUGUUUUCAAUCUGCAUCAGCAGUCUUAGAUAUAUUAUUUUCUCAAACAGCUUACAGAGCGAUGAGAGCAAACUUAUUGGCCUGUAGCUGGAUGGGGAUGUUGGGUCUUUCCCGGGUUUGAGAAUGGGGAUAACUUUCGCUAGUUUCCACAUAGAAGGAAAGUAGCUAAGUUCCAGGAAUCUAUUGAAAAUUUGGCAUAUAGUUGUAUAUGCUUUCCUAUUCAACUGUUUUAAAAUUAUGUUGAAAAUGCCGUCAAACCCGGGAGUCUUCAUAUUUUUGCUGCUCUUCAGCGCUGGGCAAAGCGGCUUUGGAGUAAUGACACCUUCUGGGGGAACAGUGCUAGCUUGGUUGUCAAGGUCGGUGAUGCCCAAUGAAACCAUUUGAUCAUGUGGGCUCUGCAUGUGAAGUCCAAUAUUAUGAGAACAAUAAAAAUCGUCUCUGAUAGCAUCAGCCUUCUCGAUUGGAGUAAUCAAAGUUGACUCCUCGACCCUCAAAGGUGGAACAGGUCUUCAACACUUUCGCUAAUUUCCAUUUCGGAGUGAUUUCAUCCUUGAUGCAAUAAUUCUAGUGAGACUACGAGCAAAGCGUCUUUUAUCCUGAUCACCCGACCUUUGAAAUUUCCGUCUAUAUAUGUUCCUAAAUCUAAUUAAUAAUAAUGUAUGGGGGUCAAUUUCAAUAAACUUACCCCUAACAGGAACACUUCGAAUACAGGUCCUUUCUGCCUCCGAUAUGGCUUCGCGAAAAUCUCCAAGUGCACGGUCAAUAUCUGCUGAUGAAUCGAGAGCUGGAUUCUCCUCGAUGUUGUCAUCUGCUAUUCUGCCAAACACCAUCCAGUCCACAUGGUGGUAAUCCUUGAGUUGCUGCACUGAAACCGUAGCUGCAUCACCUACAACUUUGCAGAUUAUCGGAUGAUGAUCAGAGCUCAACUCAUUAAGGGAGAUUGGUUUUGAUGUGUUAACGUUGGCCAGAAAUAUGUCCAGAGUAGAAGCAUUGCCAGAUGGUGACCAAUGCGUAGAACUGUCUGGAAAAUGAACUGUGCAGUUUCCGAGCUGAAGAUGGUCAAAUAGCAGCAGCCCGUUGGAGUUUCGUCGGUGAUUGCCCCACAGCUCGUGCUUCGCGUUAAAAUCUUCACCCACUAUCAACUUAGUACUGGUACGAGUGAUGAUGGACAGAUCCCUUUUAAAUUUUUCUGACAGUCCACUGGUAGCUGUGCACUGACGAGGACAAUAUGCAGCAACAAAUUGGAGCGUACCAGUUGUCGUCCUGCGAAAGCCUGGAUACCUUUUUUACGAUGAUAGCAACCCCUCCUUCCCUGGAAUUGGGGCGGUCCAGUCGAACGAUUGGCAACGAGAAAUUAUCACUGGAUGUUAAAUGGGACUCUAUUAUGAACCCUACAUCAAUUUUAUGUUCCCUGACAAAUCCUUCCAGCUCCAGCUUCCAGCCCGAACAGAGCAAGGUGAAGAUUUUUAGGCCGUUAGUCACCAUAUUGGAGUAUGAAUGUUUCGAGCACUUGCAUCUGCUCGGGUUUGCUGCGACAUUGACGUAGAGCACCCGUCAUGUUGAUGAAAAUCUCUAACAGUUCUGCUAGCUUGAAUAGAUCCGCGUUGUUCUUUGAAGUAUCGGAUUCUGGUUUUGAUUGCUAUCUGAGCCCAGGGGGAGGAGAAGUCCACUGAUUGUUGAUAGGAAUACCAACCAUAUUGAUUCGGAAGGAACUACGGUUAUUCAACACUGGAAAACCAUCUGCUUUGAAAACAGGAUCGAACUGUUUUUUCGACUUCAGAUGGUUGUUGGAUGAUGCCUGUUUUCGAAUACGUUUAAACACCUCGCGUUUAGAACAUUGUUUGUCGGAUCCCGAAUGGUCACCUCCGCAAUUAGCACAUUUCAGAGCUGCAGCACAUUCAAACGGACAUCGUUGGCAUUGAGUAAUGUCUCUAUUUCCACCAAGGUACAGCUCCCAUUUCACAAUGAUGGAAAAAAAAGAGAACGGAUUGCUUGAAGACCGUUCAUCGUUACUGUUCCUCUUUUAAAAUGGAGUAGGGUAACACGGGGUGAUUUGGACCACCCCUUUAUCUCAAAAAGUACGGCUCAACUUGGAUUUUUUAUAAUGUCCUUUCCUUCUAUUGUCGAACCGUAUGUACCUAAAGUAAAAAAAAACUUUGGUAAAACUUCACAACUAGAGGGAAACGGUAGCAUGAACACAGCAAGCACUUUGAUCGUCAAAAAAUGUUAGUUUUCCGAUAGUAGUUUUAUGAUUUUUCCCGCUAAUUAAACAAACUUUUCGUGUAUUGUGCAGUAAAGUUUUGUUCGCCUACAGAAGAGGAACAAUUUGAUGUAGCGAAACUGUAAGUUGGAAACAAUAAAUGAAAUUAAUUGCAUUUUAGUUUUUGCCUGUUGUGUGGGGUGACAUGGACACGUUUCUGUGGGGUGAAUUGGUCCUACAGGUUUGAGACUUUUCUUUGGUCUAAUUGAUUCCAGAUGCCGCUGAAUUACAAAAGAGGAUGGACAGACACCGUUGGAAGAAGGAGGAGCUUGAAAGAGCAACGCAGGCCAUCGAGAACGGAUUUCCUUUGACCAAGCAUCGAAAGUGUUUGAAAAUGCUCGAACAACAGUGAAAAUAUUCAUGCAGAAUUCAAGAUGGUGUCAAUCCAACUUUACUGGUCUGGAAUCUGGCCAAGACACCUGGUAUCGAUCCCAAAACAUUGUUACUGAAUGUAACAUUAUCCCAAAAUACUUUACAUAAACAUAAGUAUGUUUUUUUCGAUGAAACACACACUGGACCAAAUCACCCCACAGACGGUCCAAAUCACUCCGCAUCAAAUUUUAAUGUUCAAAAAUCAUCUCUUUUAUUUUAUGGUAUAUUUGGUAGAUUGAAGCUUUAAAUGAUGUGAUUAAACAUUAUUAAUUGAGAGGAAACAUGAGUAGCUCAGUAUACAAUGUGACAUUUUUUAUUUAGACCGUAUUGGUUUGGAAAUAUUAGACGAUUUACUUAGGUGGUCCAAAUUCCCCCCUUUUCCCCUAAAUAGAGACGAUCUCGAUAAUGUUUAGGAAGGAAAGGAAGGUAUUGUAUUAUAGAGACUUUAAACUUUUGCAGUUCAUUCGUCUCUAGCCUUGAGAAAGGCCCUUUGAAAACUCUACUCUAUUCUACUCCAGCGCUACCACCUCCGCCCUCUUGCCUUGAGAAAGGCACUCGAUCCCUCGCCAUCCAGCCCGUCCAGCAACGAUGUUGUCCAGUCGGUGUAUACACAAAGAAUGCAUGUUUAGGAAGGAAGGAAGGUAUUGAAUUAGAGAGACUUUAAACUCUGAGAGUUCAUUCGUCUCUUGCAUGUUUAGCUUUUUCUUCACGUCUUUUAUAGUGGUCACGGAGCUCAGAAAUGAGAUCAUUUAUAUCAAGUUCUGGUAAUCCUCUCAAAACAGCUUUGAAUGGUUUUUCCCCCGGAAUGUCGUGGGAGAAAAACUCGGCCUUUAUUUCCUUCAGAUAUGCUGCAGUAUUACCGUAUUCUUCUCUGGAGGAUACCACCACUUUGAUGCCGAUUCGGCAAAGUUUAAAUACUUCUGUUCGCCUCGAAUGCCGAACACCGAUUGAGGUCCUAGCACUUCACCGCAUCGUCGAAUAAAUACAGGAGGUAGUCUAUCUGGUCCGGGACCUUUGGCUGGGUUCAAUGCACUGACAACGUCUGUGAAGGUUGAAAACGGAAAGUUUAUAUUGUACGACGGCCAUGAAUUCAACAAUUUCAGGCAAUCAGGCGCGGAAUCAGCAGUAUGGAUUUGAAAAAAGAAACGAAGAGUUCGACUGAGCCGUUGAUAUCGUCACUGCCCCUUUAAUCAAAGGACAUUACCGACGGAAUCGACUGCGUCUUUCCGACUCUUAAAAAAUCGCCAGAAAGAGAAGGGAUUUGCCACGACCUCGUUUUAGAUUCCAAAACGUUUCAGGCUUCCGUUCAAUGCUCUCAAUACUUGACGUCCAUGACGUCCACUUACUUCCACUUUCAAUGCGUUGGAGCUCUCAGUAAGCACAAACCAUGGAGAGCAAUUGCUUUACUGUUUUCGCUAUAACUUCCGCAAUUCAACAGAUAGUGCUGUCAAAUUUUGUUUGAAAACUCAUUGGUUACUAUGAUUGACGAUACACAAGUGGUCUCAUAAUCGGGUGUUGAGACCAACGCAUGAAAAAUUGGUGAAAUCUGUCCAUUUUUUAAUGCAAGCUUCAAUGUAAAUGUGAAUGAUUCACGUAAAAGCCUUUUAUUUGAGUUCAUCGUGCAAGACUUUAAAACAUCCAAUUGGAACAUAAACACUGUUUUUUUUUUUGAAAAACUUGAAGCCCACAAUGCGUAACCACAAUCCUCAAAACGACGACAUCGCUUAUUCCAGAAAAAAAAGACAUUUUUUUUGUAAUCUUGGACUACCCGUUGAUACACCGCGGACAACAGUCCCUAGUUGGGACUAAGCGAAAACUUUUUCAUUUGCCAGUUCUAUACACAAAAAAAUCGUACGACAAAUUAGAAUCCAGGUCAAAUAACUUGUACAGAUGACUUUUGCCAUACCCUUGUAGAUGACAUACACACAAAAAACUAAAAAAGGGUAGAAUUAUUACGAGAAAAAGCAAAACUUCAUUUCGAUAAAAAAACAAACAUCAGUUAAUAGCAUGAUACAUCAAUAUUCAUAAUCAUCAAACCAUACUUUACACAGAAACAUAAAGCAUGAAGGAAGCUAAGUGACUCAAUAAACAAACGAAAAUUACGAAUAUGAGUUUUUUGUUGAAACAAUUUAAUAUGUUUAGUUUCUACCGAACACAAAGGUAAUUUCAUGCUUCGUGCUUUCAAUAGGAACACUUAUUGGUAUCAUGAGGUCCAUAUUUUUCACGCGAUGAGGAAACAUUCAAGCAAAAAACGUUUAUAAUAAACUAAGCGCUCAGUGGAGAUUUCUAUCUUCUACAAGGUGAAGUCGGGAGCUCGAAAAGCCCUACGAAAUGGCGAGAACGGUAAAAAUACCAAUUUUUAUGUUCUCUGAUUUGGCUGAUAACAAUAUGGAAUCUUUAUAUUGUUUCUACAAUUAUGCAAUACUCUAAACAUGAACUGUGAUGGCCACCGACCAAAUUGUUGAGUAAAAUAAAAAAAAACAAAGCCUCUCUCCCAUCUUGCGGAAUAUAGGGAUUUUCUGAAAAUCCCACACCCAACAGAACAAAAAAAAAUGAAAUGCGCUUUCACAAGGAUGUAAAAAUACGUAACACGUUGUAAAGAAAACGGAAAGUCAUCAUCUCAAAAGUGGUGGUCAUCUUUCGCUAGCGUUAGAGAAAAGUCUUUAAAUUCUUCAUUAUCUUAUAAAUACAUGAAUACUAUACAAAACUUUCUAAUAAAUUCUAAAUAAAAGCAUAACAAGAACAGAAAUAUACACAAAAUAUCUGAUGAAAAGAGUGAUUAUAAAAGAAUGGAAUCGACAAAAAAACAGUUAUAUGCAAACAAGGUCUUUGCUGUAGUAUACAUAUUAUAUUAGAUGAAUUCCAAACUUGAGUAAUUAUCAAAACAAAACAAAACAAACGGAAAGCGAACAUGUUGAGUUUACGCAUAACGACUUAUCGAGAAUUAUAUUUUACUACGUAAAACCUUCAUUUGUAAACGAUUAAAAUCUGGAGCUUCUUUUUAUUUCGGAACGCUUCCUCCCGCAGAGAGCUGAGUCGAUCAAACGAAACAGGGAAAAAUUGAUCGAUCCGCUCAAAAGUACACGCAAGUAUAUCCAUCAUAACGUUCAAAUAAGUUUAAACGAUCAUUUAUGCUUACUACGAGACUUACGAAUGAUUAUUGAAAACACGCGAGGACAUUGUUAAUAUAAUUAUAUAAUUAACGAGAGAAACAAAAAAAACAGUUAUUGAUUUCCGCAUUUAUUAAAUAUAUAUUAGCUAUUGAACCAUCUACAAAACACACAUAAUAAACAAAGCGAAAACAGCAGCAAACGUAUUUUACGCAAAGUUAUGCGAGUUUAAUGCAAAAGAGCGGCUGGUGAACCCCAAAUAGGGGAUACCAUUUUGCCGCAUUCCAUAGGGGAUGAGAGUAUGCAAAAAAUAAAAACAAUACUUUGAACUAAGUGAAAAUAUUAUACAUAAGAUAGAAUGAACAUGAGAAUGACAACUAGAAAAAUGUAAUAACUUUGAAAUUAGAAAUAAAACAAUUG
Toxorhynchites rutilus septentrionalis is the source of this 28098-nucleotide messenger RNA. RefSeq names its product semaphorin-1A (gene Sema1a). Gene Ontology annotation, molecular function: chemorepellent activity; semaphorin receptor binding. The record is from RefSeq and is a predicted model, not a curated record. The transcript is spliced from 22 exons. Lineage: Eukaryota; Metazoa; Arthropoda; Insecta; Diptera; Culicidae. Gene Ontology annotation, biological process: axon guidance; semaphorin-plexin signaling pathway; positive regulation of cell migration. Bases 2006 to 4594 code for a protein of 862 amino acids.